CUGGGCCUUUUUUCCUGUGGAUCCUCCGGAUUCGUCAUCCGAUCGAAGCAGCAGAAGAAUGGUAAUGGAUGGCAUUGUGGAGUCAUUGAACAAGGCAUAUCAGGAAUUUAUAACAGCAGCAGCCAUUGUACUAGAGACAAGAGAGAUUCACGGUGACCAAAAAACAGCAGCUGUGAGUUCUGCUAUUGAAAAUUUCCAUCAACAUUUGUUAUUAUUCAAAUCUACUUGUGAUGAAGCAGAAGGAUUUGUUGAUUAUUUGAAGCAUAGUUUAGGGUGCGAAAAAUUUCCGUCUUAUUCUCCAGAACAUGUAUCAAUUGAUAGUGACAAUAUUCAGUGUAAUCCCAUUCCUAUGGAGGCUGAUGAUGAGAAAACGAAGACAUCAUACUAGUACAUCAAAGCCUUAGAAAUUAAUUCCAGACAAAUCUUUAUAAAAUGCCAUCGGACUAAAGGCAUAUAUAAUGAUCCAUUUUUAGGGUCAUUAUAUUCUUGUUGGAGUAAACAGAUUUAGUUAAUUGAACAAUUUGCAUCACUAGUUUGUUUUUGAAGUUUGGAAGUCAUAAUGUCAAAUGAUGUAUUUGAACAUGUGACUUAGAUUGAUAGUUUUUUAC
Messenger RNA from Nicotiana tabacum (common tobacco), 608 nucleotides. The record is from RefSeq and is a predicted model, not a curated record. NCBI's taxonomy places the organism in Eukaryota, Viridiplantae, Streptophyta, Magnoliopsida, Solanales, Solanaceae.